UUUUUUUUACUUAACUAGAUUCAGAUAUUUAGAGUUUUUGCCACUUUGUGUGAAAUACAUCUAUUUUUUAUCAAGUGAGGGCAAUAUAAGAGAAGUGAAAGUUUAUUUAAAUUUGAUUCUCUAUCAUUAUUUAAUCUCAGGAUCAAAGCCGUGCCACAGGUAUCAAGCAAAGUUGAAGUCAGAAGCAGGAACACUUUCUAACGAUAUUUGGAGGGGAAGUAAAAGUCUUUUUGAAAAAAACAAGAAGCCUGGACUGUCAUUUUAUUCCCUUGUAUUAAAUACAGAAGGGACAACUACUCCAUCCAAAGUAAAGACAUUUAAAAACAAGAAAAGCAACAUGUGUCGUUCUAAAAAGUUAAGGCCUUACAUUCCAGAGAGCAAACCAGAAAUCUCCCCCAGUGACCUGCUGAAACAUAAUAAAAACAUCAUCCUGGUUGGGAAACCUGGGAUGGGAAAGACGGUGCUGAGUCAUGAAAUGUUGAGACUGUGGUCAGAAAGAGACAACAAGGACCUGGACUACAUGUUUUACUUUGAUAUGAGGGAAUUAACCAACAUCCCACCAACCAUGGGUUUGGAGGAUCUUCUGUUUAAUGUGUACUGUGAACCAGAUGAAGGCAAAGAUGAAAUAUUAACAGAUAUGAAGAGCCACUCAGACAAUCUUAUCAUCAUUUUAGAUGGAGUCACAGAUUUCACUUCAUUGGUUGUGAAGAAAUUUGAGAAAAAUCUACCUUUAGCAAAAAUCAUCAUCACCUGCAGACCAGAAGAUGAGAAAGACCUCUGUCCUAAAGACUGGCUUAGAGUGGAGGUGAAAGGCUUCAGUGAGGAAACAAUAAGCAGAUAUUUGUUUUCAGUUCUGGGUGACGAUCGCAGGAAGGUCCUGAGUAACUUGGAGCUGUUGACUCUUUGUCAUGUUCCAAUGUACGCACUGAUGGUGGCUGCCAGCUUUCCAUCUGAAGACUCUCUGCAGCCCAGAACUGUCACUGAAAUAUACAUCAAUAUUGUUCGGUCUUGCCUCCAGAUGAACAGCAACAAGAUCAAGAUGAAGAAUCUCAAAGCUCCUGGUGGAUCUGUUCUGCGCUGCAGCAGAGAGAGAAAAGCAAACAGGAGAGAAGAUGCUGCAGAUGCUGGCAUCAGUCUGCAGAUAUGAAACUUUCCCUUUUAAUAAAAGAGACGACUUUUUUGAGUUUUUGAGCACUCUAACUCAGAGUGACUUCCUGCUGAGGCUGUACUCCUAGUUGAAGGACAGAGAGACUCAAACUGGUCUGAGUCUCCUUCCAACAUUACAGUCAGUUUUCCAUUUGGCACCUCCAGUUUGGUUCAUAAACCUCUCAGAGAGAAAAACCUCCAUCCUCCUGGAAGUGAUGAAACUCCAACCAGAGAAGAAACCAGUGGAGCUUAAAUGCUGCUCACAUGAAGAGAGU
This is a messenger RNA of Poecilia reticulata (guppy), 1421 nucleotides long. The record is from RefSeq and is a predicted model, not a curated record. Lineage: Eukaryota; Metazoa; Chordata; Actinopteri; Cyprinodontiformes; Poeciliidae.